Messenger RNA from Scedosporium apiospermum, 2208 nucleotides. RefSeq lists its product as uncharacterized. Gene Ontology annotation, molecular function: 23S rRNA (adenine(1618)-N(6))-methyltransferase activity. The coding region runs from base 1 to 2208 and encodes 735 amino acids. Gene Ontology annotation, biological process: rRNA base methylation. The transcript has 4 exons. The record is from RefSeq and is a predicted model, not a curated record. Lineage: Eukaryota; Fungi; Ascomycota; Sordariomycetes; Microascales; Microascaceae. Gene Ontology annotation, cellular component: nucleus.
AUGUCUACCCAACCCCCUUCUCACUACUCCUCCCACCCAAUGGAUCCCCCCUCAAUGUCCGGUGCCCUCCCCUCCCCUUCCGCCCAAUACGGCCCUCCUCCCGGGCCUCCUCCCCCGGGCCCCCAACGUCCCCCCUCCGAAGCCCAAAUGCUCGGCCCCGCCGGCCUCGAACAACUCUCCUCCCACCCCUCCGACCUUCCGCCGCGUCCGCCCCGCGACGACCGAUACCAAACCACCGAUCCGUUCCGCCCGCAGAGAGUAUACAGCGAUCCAGGGCCGCUCGCGCCGGCUCCUUCUAUGACGCCCAUGCUCUCGGCGACGACGCAGGACAUCGCCACCAUCCGCGCCAAUACGCAAUACGGGCUCAAGGAGUUCGUCGAACUAGUCAAGAGGCGCCAGAAUGCGCCGCCAGGGAGCACGGUUAGCUCGGAUAUCGACGCUAAGCUUCGCGCUUCGGGGGGCUUGUUAGUGAAGGAUCUGAGGGCUUUGAGGAUUGAGCUCCGGGAGGUUGUGAAGUCGAAGGAGAGUCAUCGGUGGAGGCGCUGGCUUGUCGGCGGUGCCAUGGCCACAUUCUUCCCCGCCGUAAAAGCCAUCCUCCGCAUCGUCACCCCCUCCUCCACCUCCACCUCCCUCACCACCACCACCGCCAGCACCGCCACGUACUCCCCUUCCUCUCAACAACACUACCACUACGACCUCGAACACGCCUCCAACGACACAGAAUACGCCUUCCACCGGAGCAAAACCCUCCUCCAGCGUAUCCGAUCCUCGGUGUUGGGCCGCGGUGGCGUGGCCGCUUCCUUCGCCUUCUUCGUCUUCGCGGCUCUGUACGUUUUCCAGAACGAGGUGGCGCUGAGGGUGGCCAAGACGCUUUCGAGGAGGGUCAAGAAGUUGCUGAAUAAGGUGGAGGAUGGAGGAUUUGAGGUUGAUGAGAAGGAUUUGAAGACUUUGGAGGGGUGGAGGUGGAGGGUUUUGUUGUGGGGGAGUCUGAAACACGGCCAGAUCGACUUCAACGAUCCCCGGUCCGUCGUCCAGCUCACAAAGACUUUACUCAAGUCCGAUUUUAGACUGAAGAUCGAGUUACCGCCCGAUAGGCUGUGUCCGCCUGUCCCCAAUCGACACAACUACAUCCUCUGGCUCAAAGACCUCCUCGACACGACAUCCUACCAAGAUCCAAAGGAUCAAUCCAUUCGCGGUCUCGACAUCGGCACUGGCGCAAGUUGCAUCUACCCCCUCCUAGCCUGCACGCAAAGACCCUGGACCUUUGUCGCAACCGACAUCGACGAAAAAAGCCUCUCCUACGCGGCCAAAAACAUCAAAACCAACUCACUAGAUUCCAAAAUUACCCUCCUCAGCCGCACCCCGACAGACCCCCUCAUCCCUCCCACAGCCCUCCCCCUAACCUUCACUAUGACAAAUCCCCCCUUCUACACCUCCGCCGCCGAGCUCUCAUCCCUCGCCCAGAAAAAGUCCCGCCCCCCGCACACGGCCUGCACGGGAUCACCCUCCGAGAUGGUCGCCGCGGGAGGCGAAGUAGCCUUCGUCAAACGCAUCUUCGACGAGUCCCUCUUGCUGAGGGAACAGGUACGGUGGUACACGGCCAUGUUAGGGAAGCAUUCCAGCGUAGAGGUCGUCGUGGACAUGCUGAGGGGGAAGGGGGUGGACAAUUAUGCCGUUACGGAGUUUGUGCAGGGGUCGAAGACGAGGAGGUGGGCCGUGGGGUGGAGUUUUGGAUCUAUGAGGCCUGAUGAGGGGGUGUGUAGGGGGAUGAGCGAGCCUGCGUGGUGUAAGGUGUUGCCACCGAGCGUGGUCCAUGAGGUUUUGGCGGCAAAAGUGGGUGAGGUAGAUAUUGGGAAGCUUGCCGACGCGGUGAGGGAACUCGGAAGCGGGCUAGAGUUGAUGUCCUGGGCCUGGGACGAGAAGGAGCUCGCGGGGCUAGGGAGGGCGAGGCAGAAUGUUUGGAGUAGAGCGUGGAGGAGGAAGAAGAUGCGUGCGGAGAAGGGAGACACGGGUGUUGAUGUUCGGACGAAGCUCUCUGCUGAAGGGAAGGAGGAGGGGAAUGUUUGUGCCAUUGGCUUUAGGAUAUGGGUCAUUGCGGGGAGGGAGGACGUCAAGAUUAUGUGUAGGUGGGUGGAGGGACAUGAUGUUUCGUUGCUUGAGAGCCUCUUGGGCUUUUUGAGGACGAGAUUGAGCGCGAUGGCCAAGUAA